CUACACUCUGUCCCUCACACAUUUGGAUCCCAUUCUGGUGACAACACACUCCAUACCGCUGCUACAGAGAGCUAUGUUUUCAACAGUUUUUUACUCUUUCCAUUUCACAUGCAGUGUUCUUUUCUAAACGACAGGACCAGACCCUGUGACGGUACGCGGAGCUGUUGGUCUCGUUAUAACGCGUAUAGCUGCCUUAUCGGGACCGAUGUUUGAAAAAGCUUAUACCCCCGCAGAGGUGUUGCUUCUUUGUUCAUAGCUUAAUUUUACUUCCCGAAGAAGAAUUGACUGGAUUUGUUGUUUUGUUUUUCUUUCUUUUUUUUUUCAUUCCAAGAAUUCAAGAAAUAGCAUGAUUCUUUGUGUACCAGGUCCCAGAGCUCCUCUGCCUGCUACUCCAUCCACUGACAUCCCGCGGGGCAUGCGGGCAGGAACUGUACCUCCUGCCCCUUGUCUUCAAAACACCCCUCCACUAUGGGACCCCACAAAGGAUCUGCAGGCAAUUGCCAGUAAUUUCUGCUAUCUAGAAAAUUCAGGAUGGUACUGGGGUGCUGUAACUGCAGCUCAGGCCCACGCUGCACUUCAAGAAGCAUCUGAAGGAGCUUUCUUGGUACGGGACAGCAGCCACCCUCUGUACAUGCUGACCCUUUCGGUCAGGACUGUACGCGGUCCCACCAGUAUACGGAUCCAGUACAGCAGCGCCCAGUUUUUGCUUGACUCCAGCUCCCCAGCCCAGCCCAGCCUGUCAUCCUUCCCUAACGUGCCCAGCCUGGUGCAGCACUACAUGGGACCAAAGAGGAAAGCAAAGGAGGGGAAGGUGGAUGAGGAAGUUCCUCCGAAACAUUCUCAGCAGACAAUUCAGGAUGCAACGGUGGUAUUAAAACUGAAGCGGGCCUUGUACAAACCCCAGGAGCCUCCCUCCUUACAGCACCUCACACGCCUCGUCAUCAACAGACACUCUGACUGCCCUGACCAGCUACCACUCCCGAGGCCUCUGCUGCGUUACAUACAGGACUAUCCCUUCAAAGUAUGAGGGGGGGUCCCUGAAGUCCAAUAUUGUGGCUGAAUCUCAGCUGACUUUACAAAAAGGUCCUUGCCUGUAAAUGACAUUGCUGCUCCAGCAGUUGUAGGCCAGUCUCAAAAAUACUGGACACAGGGUCAUGUUUUUGCUGACGAAAUAUGUACACAUUCAGUUAAUACUUGCGUGCCUGGUUUCACGCUUAAUUUGUCCAGGACUGGGUGGUGAAGUAUCCCAGAGAAAGAUGACUUAUGAGCGAACUUCAGUACUGUAAUCUACACUUUUUUUAUGAAGAAUGUGGAAAUUGUCCAUAUCCAUUUUACCUUCAUCAAUUGUGGAUGUACAUACUGUUCCUAGGAAGUACAGCAAUUCCAUCUAUACGUCUUUUAUGCCAUUUUAUUUUUCCCAGUAAGACAUUUUUCUACCUUUUACAUGUUCAUUUUUCUAUUAAAAUAAGCAAGUGGAGGCUAA
This is a messenger RNA of Scatophagus argus, 1483 nucleotides long. Its product is annotated as cytokine-inducible SH2-containing protein-like. Gene Ontology annotation, cellular component: phosphatidylinositol 3-kinase complex. NCBI's taxonomy places the organism in Eukaryota, Metazoa, Chordata, Actinopteri, Scatophagidae. The coding region runs from base 347 to 1027 and encodes 226 amino acids. Gene Ontology annotation, biological process: intracellular signal transduction; phosphatidylinositol phosphate biosynthetic process. Gene Ontology annotation, molecular function: 1-phosphatidylinositol-3-kinase regulator activity. The transcript is spliced from 3 exons. The record is from RefSeq and is a predicted model, not a curated record.